Messenger RNA from Drosophila takahashii, 2841 nucleotides. It is a transcript of the gene Bili, whose product is annotated as FERM domain-containing protein 8 Bili. NCBI's taxonomy places the organism in Eukaryota, Metazoa, Arthropoda, Insecta, Diptera, Drosophilidae. Gene Ontology annotation, cellular component: cytoskeleton; plasma membrane. The record is from RefSeq and is a predicted model, not a curated record. Gene Ontology annotation, biological process: negative regulation of canonical Wnt signaling pathway.
AUGGAGUUUUGUGAAUUAUCCACAACUGCCAGAUAAAAUGAGGGCUAUCCUGAUUGCUCAAGCGAACCCCAAAAAGGCGUUGACAGUAGUUAAUCAUAUUUGUUAGCAGCAGUUGUACGUAAAAAACGAACAUGGAGCCAAAUCAUUAUUACUGCCGGAGCGCCAUGCAGCAGAACUCCUCGACUUCCAUUCCGCAACAUUCGACGAAUAAACUCAACUAUGGGAUGAACAUGAAUGUGGGCCAGGACUAUGUGACAUGUAGCUCCGGCCAACCGCAAACGGGGUACAACUCCAAGGAUCUGGUGCCGCGCAAUGGGAACAAUAAGUCGCUCGGCGGAGGCGGCAACAUGGGAAGUCCGUAUGGAGGAUCCGUCUGCAGCAACAGUGGGCAAUGCAGCAAGAAUACUGCCAAUGCUGGGAACUAUAUCAACAUAAUGACUGUUCCAUUGGGAACUUUGCAGUAUAAUCGAAAGAAGCUAACUACUCAAGACUACGAAUCGCAUUUAUAUUACAACACCACGGAUGUCAAGUGUCGCGAUGAUUACUAUUUAGCCAAUAAUGCCGCAGCAGCAAUACCGCAGCACCAAGCUCACCAACCGCAACAGCAGCAGCACAUGCACCAGCAGCAACAUCAGCACCAACAACAGCAACAACACCAGCAGCAGCAGCAGCAACAACAACACCAGCAACAUCAGCAACACCAGCAGCAUCAGCAACACCAGCAACAUCUGCACCACCAGCAGCAACAGGCCAACUUUCUCCACAUCCAACAGUCGCUGCAGCACAACCACCAGCUGAGCCACCCAGAACCAAUCCAUCAGUUACCCCAAUUACAGAGCUCGGUGGCCGAUCCACCAGAUGCCUUCGACAACUGUGCGAUCUUCCCGAGCGCCGGAGGCGCCAGCAGCAAUGGUGGAGGACGUGUGGCCGCCACCCAAACGCAUCAGAAUAGCUCCAGUGUGGUCACGUGUGGCGACCAGCAGGUGCCUGUCUCUAUGGGAUCGGUGAAUAUGCCCGUUCCCCCGAUCAUGUACACCGUGCAUCGGGUGGUGACCACCGCCCAGAUCCAAACGGCGGUGGGCAGCACCUUCGCCUCCUCGGCCAGUGUCUCCAGUGUGGUCAGCACCGGCCAGAACGAGGGCGACUGCCUGUCGCCGGCACAGGUGUCCUCCGCCAUGGCCGCCUCCGGUAAUGCCCAGUGCCUGGGAGGACUCUCCGACAUGGGCGCCAACAUGAUGAACAACGCAAGUGCACUUUGUCCCCUUUCCGACCUGAGGAGUCCAUCUGGAGUGCUCACCAAUUCCUCGUUUAUGCCACAACACCACAAAUGCAACAAUGGCAACGAUGCCCAAUCCAAUCCUGCAAUCCAGAAACGCCUAAUGGCGACCAGCUCAACUUCGAAUUUUGCAAAUGCUGGCAAAGCCGCUGCCAAUCUAACCCGUGCUCUCCAAAACGUAAUCCCCACAUGCGUAUAUCUUAUGUCCCGGGUGGCGGUUCACAUGGAGAUCGAGGGCACGGCCCAGUGUCCAUCGCAGGUGAUGUUGGCAGCUGCGCUGGGAUGCGAGGAACUGGGGAUAUCCAACAAAUUGCUGGCACAGAGUGUCUUCGGAUUGUGGAUGACAAGUGCUUUGCUGGAAAUGCAGCUGAAGGCCCAUCACUGCCCCUAUAUCGUGCGAGUCGCGUGGCCCAAUUUGCUACAGAAGUUCAGCAAUAGCAGUCCCAGUGAUCGGAAGUUUGACGAACCCAUGAUCGUUUUGAAGCGAAACGUUUUCUUUUCGAAACGAGACGAAGAGAAAAUUAAGGAUCAUCGAAUCUUAGAGCUCCUUUACGAAGAGGCCAGAAAUAAUGUGCUGACAGGAAGGUAUAUUAUGGAACCAGUGCAUUCGCUUAUGUUGGGCGGCAUUCAGGCACGAAUCGAACUGGGUCCCUACAAUUCCCACACCCAUACAAUAGGAUUCUUUCGGGAAAAUCAAGCUAGGUUUUUGCCACCACACGUUGCCAAGAGUUCUACUUGGUUAUGGCUACCAAUAAGUCAGAAAAAUUCAGCAGAGGUUAAGCUUUUGGAGCAGUUUAAACGGGUUCCCCAAACAGCUACCACCAGAAAGUUGAUGAGAAAAUACCUGGAAUUUUGCUGGGCUCUACCGUUCUAUGGUGCCGCCUACUUCCAUGGACAAAUAGAACAGCCUGUUAGGGGAAUCAUGGCAUUGGUCAACCAAAAGGAUAUGGAGGUUCUGGUCGCAGUCAAUGAAAAGGGAGUUUUUAUAAUAGAUCCGUACGAAUGUACUCUGAUGCUGGGAUUGCGUUACGAGGAUUUGUCUUGGGAUUACGCAAAGCCAAGUGCAAGUGAUGAUCCCGAAUGCCUCACUUGUAUAUUUUUGCAGUUCGAUGCGGUCGAGAACGGAAUACAAGUAUCGAAGCUGAUGCAAAUAUUUUCAAAGCAAGCUGCCAUGAUAGACGCACUUAUAUCACAUUUUACGGAUCAAAUAAGAAACAGAAAACAAGAGGGUAACACCCAAGAACCUUUUCACGAUGAGCCAAAUCCAAUUCAAAAUAAUGGAAAUGGAGUCUUAUGCAAUAAGCUGUCUCGAUUAACUUUGGCCACCUUCGAUGAGGAGGGAGGUCGUUGCAUUGGGCAAAUGGGAUCAUUAUCUAUAAGCUAUUAACAUUUGUUACUAACGAUAAAAUAAAUUUAAGUUAAGGGGUGUUAAAUAAAGGUUCACGCAUAUAUUCACGAUUGUUGAUAAAUUCCCAUAAAUAUACUCACAAGUAAAUUUUUAGCAAACGGAAUCCACAUAUUCACAGUCAUCUUUAUAAUGCAUUUAAAUUCAUUUAAUAAUUUUU